Molecule: messenger RNA, 1818 nt
Organism: Pyrgilauda ruficollis (rufous-necked snowfinch)
Lineage: Eukaryota; Metazoa; Chordata; Aves; Passeriformes; Passeridae
Gene: SLC25A22
Product: solute carrier family 25 member 22
Exons: 10
Coding region: 215-1180 (321 amino acids)
Biological process (GO): malate-aspartate shuttle; L-glutamate transmembrane transport; aspartate transmembrane transport
Molecular function (GO): L-aspartate transmembrane transporter activity; L-glutamate transmembrane transporter activity
Source: RefSeq, a predicted model, not a curated record
CGGCGGCUCCUGCGCCGAACGCGGCCGGAGGGGGCAGAGCUGAGUCGGGCCGGGCCGCGCCGCGCAGGAGCUCCGCACCCCGCGCCGCACCGUCCCCGGCCCCGGCGGGAGCCGCCGCCGCCGCCCGGAAGAAACUGAAGUGAGAAAGACGUGACUGAAAAAGAACAAUUGGAAGGAACAGAUUCAUUUCUUAACAAGAUCAAGUUUGAAUUAAAUGGCUGAUAAACAGAUCAGUUUACCUGCCAAGCUGAUCAAUGGAGGGAUAGCUGGGCUGAUCGGGGUCACCUGUGUAUUUCCCAUUGACCUGGCAAAAACUCGCCUGCAGAACCAGCAGAAUGGUCAACGGAUGUACAGCAGCCUGUCUGACUGCCUCAUUAAAACAAUUCGGUCGGAAGGCUACUUUGGCAUGUACCGAGGGGCUGCAGUGAACCUGACUCUAGUGACACCAGAAAAGGCUAUCAAACUGGCAGCCAAUGACUUCUUCCGGCAUCACCUCUCCAAAGAUGGGAAAAAGCUGACACUGCUGAAGGAGAUGCUGGCAGGCUGUGGUGCAGGUACCUGCCAGGUGAUUGUCACCACUCCCAUGGAGAUGCUCAAAAUCCAGCUGCAGGACGCAGGACGCAUUGCGGCACAGAAGAAGCUCAUGGCGGCGCAGGCCCAGCUCUCCUCCUCUCCCGCCGCGGCGGCCGAGCCGGCCGUGGAACGGCGUCCCACAGCGACCCAGAUAACCCGGGAGCUGCUGCGGAGCAAAGGCAUCGCCGGACUUUACAAGGGCCUGGGAGCCACGCUGCUAAGGGAUGUCCCAUUCUCCAUUGUUUACUUCCCGCUGUUUGCAAACCUGAACAAGCUGGGCCAGAAAGACCCCAAUGUCAAGGCUCCGUUCUACGUGUCCUUCCUCUCUGGAUGUGUGGCUGGCAGUACGGCUGCAGUGGCUGUCAAUCCUUGUGAUGUGAUCAAAACGCGGCUGCAGUCCUUGCAGAGAGGAGUCAAUGAGGACACCUACUCGGGGAUCCUGGACUGCACCAAGAAGAUCUGGCAGAGGGAAGGGCCCACGGCCUUCUUCAAAGGGGCCUACUGCCGAGCCCUGGUCAUUGCUCCUCUCUUCGGCAUUGCACAAGUCGUCUACUUCGUCGGCAUCGCGGAAUUCCUGCUGGACAUGCUCCCCAAGCGCCAGGCCUAGCCUGGAGCGGCUGCGUGUGCCCUCCCACCCUCUGCAGCACUGGAUUCAUCCCCGUGUUCGCCAUCCGUGUCGAUCGAUGUCACAGCAACAGCACAAACGGUUCGCGCAGGGACGCGAAGGGACCCGGUGCCCAGAUGGGCAGACUGGGGAGAGAGAGUCCCUGCUCUGCCGCCGUCUGGAACCUGCCCCCUCCCACUCCUUCCACGGACAAUAUUAAUUAUUCCUCUCUCUCUCUCUCCUUUUAAUUUCCCGGUUUUUGGUUUUAAAUUGUCAUUCUUAAGGACACUGGUAAGCACAGACUGGGCUUGCAGACCCAGAAGUCUCCUCUCAGUCUUGGGAAGGAGGAGAGAUGGGAAAGAAAUAACUUCAAUCCUCAUCCACCUCAGUUUCCCUUUCUACCUGGAGCUGCCAGCCAUCUGAGGAGGAGCUGGAGGGGCAGCUGUGUCCCCUCAGCACCUCCUUGGCUCUGCUGACCUCGGGUCAAGAGUGAAUGCUGCACAAAGGGGGCUUAUCUCAUUGCUGCUGGAGGCAGGGGUGGGGGGGAUGCUGGCUCUGGCAAGUUCCUUGGCCUGGAAACCUUCAGUCCUCCCUUCUCCCUUUUUAAAAAACUAGUUGGACUUAAAUGAAUUCUGACUGUU